GGCGGGGGCGGCGGCGGCGGCUGCGGAGCGAGGGGCUGCGACAGCGGCCGCGAUGGCGCGCGGUGGGGGGACCGGGCCGGGGGCCGAGGCCGCGGCCUGGGCGAGGGCCAGCUGCCGGGACCCCUAAGGUGCCGCCGGCCCCUACUCCACCAUGAAUGUCGCGCUGCGCGAGCUAGGCGGCGGCGGCAACAUGAUGGAGUACAAACGGACCACGCUGCGGGAGGAAGACGCUCCUGAGACCCCCGUAGAGGGCGGGGCCUCCCCGGACGCUGUGGAGGUGGGAUUCCGGAAGAGGACAAGAGACUUCUUGGGUUCCCACACCCAGUUGGAGUUGGUCUUAGCAUCUGUCUCCCUACUGCUUGCUGCACUGCUGCUGGGCUGCUUAGUGGCCCUGGGGGUCCAGUACCACAGAGACCCAUCCCACAGCACUUGCCUCACAGAGGCCUGCAUUCGAGUGGCUGGAAAAAUCCUGGAGUCCCUGGACCGUGGGGUAAGUCCGUGUGAGGACUUUUACCAGUUUUCCUGUGGAGGCUGGAUUCAGAGAAAUCCUCUGCCUGAUGGGCGUUCUCGCUGGAACACCUUCAACAGCCUCUGGGACCAGAACCAGGCCAUCCUGAAGCACCUGCUGGAAAACACCACGUUCAACUCCAGCAGCGAAGCUGAGCGGAAGACACAGCGUUUCUACCUCUCCUGCCUGCAGGUGGAGCGCAUUGAAGACCUGGGAGCCCAGCCACUUCGAGACCUCAUUGACAAGAUUGGUGGUUGGAACAUUACCGGGCCCUGGGACCAGGACAACUUCAUGGAAGUGCUGAAGGCAGUAGCAGGGACCUACAGGGCCACCCCUUUCUUCACGGUGUAUGUCAGUGCUGACUCCAAGAGUUCCAACAGCAAUGUUAUCCAGGUGGACCAAUCUGGGCUCUUUCUCCCCUCUCGAGAUUACUACCUAAACAGGACCGCCAAUGAGAAAGUCCUCACUGCCUACCUGGACUACAUGGAGGAACUGGGGAUGCUGCUGGGUGGGCGCCCAGGCUCCACGCGGGAGCAGAUGCGGCAGGUGCUGGAGCUGGAGGUCCAGCUGGCCAACAUCACCGUGCCCCAGGACCAGAGGCGGGAUGAGGAAAAGAUCUACCACAAGAUGAGCAUCGCGGAACUGCAGGGCCUGGCACCCUCCGUGAACUGGCUGGAGUUUCUGUCCUUCCUGCUGUCACCACUGGAGCUGGGUGACUAUGAGCCCGUGGUGGUGUAUGGAACGGAUUAUUUGCAGCAGGUGUCAGAGCUCAUCAACCACACAGAACCAAGCAUCCUGAACAAUUACCUGAUUUGGAACCUGGUACAGAAGACAACCUCAAGCCUGGACCAUCGCUUUGAGUCUGCACAGGAGAAACUGCUGGAGAUCCUCUAUGGCACCAAGAAGUCCUGCACGCCAAGGUGGCAGACCUGCAUCUCCAACACGGACGACGCACUUGGCUUCGCUUUGGGCUCCCUCUUUGUGAAGGCCACGUUUGACCGGCAAAGCAAGGAAAUCGCUGAAGGGAUGAUCAGCGAGAUCAGGACAGCCUUCGAGGAGGCCCUGGGGCAGCUGGUUUGGAUGGACGAGAAGACCCGCCAGGCAGCCAAGGAGAAAGCCGACGCUAUAUAUGAUAUGAUUGGUUUCCCGGACUUCAUCCUGGAGCCCAAAGAGCUGGAUGAUAUUUAUGAUGGGUAUGAAGUCUCUGAAGAUUCCUUCUUCCAGAACAUGUUGAAUUUGUACAAUUUCUCUGCUAAGGUGAUGGCUGACCAGCUCCGCAAGCCUCCCAGCCGGGACCAGUGGAGCAUGACCCCCCAGACAGUGAAUGCCUACUACCUUCCAACCAAGAACGAAAUCGUCUUCCCUGCUGGCAUCCUGCAGGCCCCCUUCUAUACCCGUAACCACCCCAAGGCCCUGAACUUUGGUGGCAUCGGUGUGGUGAUGGGCCAUGAGCUGACACAUGCCUUUGAUGACCAAGGGCGCGAAUAUGACAAGGAAGGGAACCUGCGGCCCUGGUGGCAGAAUGAGUCCCUGGCGGCCUUCCGGAACCACACAGCCUGCAUGGAGGAGCAGUACAGCCAGUACCAAGUCCACGGGGAGAGGCUCAACGGCCGCCAGACGCUAGGGGAGAACAUUGCUGACAAUGGGGGACUUAAGGCUGCCUAUAAUGCUUACAAAGCGUGGCUGAGGAAGCACGGGGAGGAGCAGCGCUUGCCAGCUGUGGGGCUCACCAAUCACCAGCUCUUCUUUGUGGGAUUUGCCCAGGUGUGGUGCUCAGUCCGCACACCCGAGAGCUCUCACGAGGGGCUGGUGACCGACCCCCACAGCCCUGCCCGCUUCCGUGUGCUGGGCACUCUCUCCAACUCCCGUGACUUCCUGCGGCACUUCGGCUGCCCUGUUGGCUCCCCCAUGAACCCAGGGCAGCUGUGUGAGGUGACAAGAGUUCCGCUCCUCCCUCAAACACCACAUUGUGCCUCUGCUUCGGGGGUUCCCCUGCCUCCAGCAGAGCCCCCACCAUUCACUGUGACAUCCUUCCAUGUCACCCUGCCUGGAAGAGGACUGGGGGAGAAGGGGGCAUCAGCUCCCACGGAAAGGAGUCUGCCUCUUGCAGUCCUAAGAUCAAUUGACUUGGUGGCCUUGGGGCCUGCUGUGCCUGCUGCACUCGGACCACACAGGGCCUGGGUGGUGUGCCUCCCAUACUUCUCCCUGAGGCCCACUCAGUGUCCGCUUGGGAGUGGACCCAGCCCCUUUCAACUCCACUCUCAGGGGCUACCCCCCAACCCAUGUUCCUUAUGCCGCUUCUCCCAAUACUGCUGCCAACCCUCACUGGCAGACUAGCUGUGCUCAGCUCUUAGUGGAAGCCUGAAGGCCUAGACAAGCCCACUUGCUGCCUCCCAGUUUCCCUGGGCUCAGAGAGGAAGUACGUGUGGUGUGUAUGUAAGGGGAAAGCUGGUUCCUGUGUGUUGGGGAAUGAGUCACAGGGACUGCAUUGGCCUUCCCUGGCCUGAGCAGAGAAGCAGAUAGAGCAGGGAGAGAGAAGAACAGAGCUGAUUUUUACAGGGAAGGGGGUAGUCUUGGCCCUGUAGGAACCUGUGCCAAUAAAUAGACACACAUCAGUCAGCCUGUCUCUUCCUUCA
Mustela lutreola (European mink) is the source of this 3144-nucleotide messenger RNA. It is a transcript of the gene ECE2, whose product is annotated as endothelin converting enzyme 2. Gene Ontology annotation, cellular component: plasma membrane. Lineage: Eukaryota; Metazoa; Chordata; Mammalia; Carnivora; Mustelidae. Gene Ontology annotation, biological process: protein processing. The transcript has 20 exons. The coding region runs from base 152 to 2845 and encodes 897 amino acids. Gene Ontology annotation, molecular function: metalloendopeptidase activity; S-adenosylmethionine-dependent methyltransferase activity. The record is from RefSeq and is a predicted model, not a curated record.